Molecule: messenger RNA, 2608 nt
Organism: Hyphopichia burtonii NRRL Y-1933
Lineage: Eukaryota; Fungi; Ascomycota; Pichiomycetes; Serinales; Debaryomycetaceae
Gene: ORC1
Product: origin recognition complex subunit 1
Exons: 1
Coding region: 1-2583 (860 amino acids)
Biological process (GO): DNA replication initiation; mitotic DNA replication checkpoint signaling
Cellular component (GO): nuclear origin of replication recognition complex
Molecular function (GO): chromatin binding; DNA replication origin binding; ATP hydrolysis activity
Source: RefSeq, a predicted model, not a curated record
AUGGCUAAAACCCAAAAGGACUUGAAAGGCUGGCAAUAUUUUCUCACUCUGGAUGAAGACGUGCUGCAAAAUGAAGUAAUUGAAGUUAAAUCCGAUGAAGAACCAAAAACACCUUCGAGAAAAACUAGACGUUCAAGAGUGUCAACUCCUCAAAAAAAUCUGAAUCCUAAAUCCAAUUUGAAAUUGACAAGAGAAUCAGAUAACUUGAAUCUUCAAGUCGGUGAUGUUAUUCUUGUUGAUGAAAAGGGCUCGGACAUCCCGGGAAUUGCUAUCAUCAAAGAAAUUCAAUUUGGUGUUCUAAACUUCAUAGACAUUGUUGUUACUUGGUUUAUAAGAAUGGAUAACGUUGAAUUUAAUGAUUUACCUAAAGUUUCUGAAUAUUCAGACUCGGGGAAGCUUUUGAAAAACGAAAUCUUCGCCACCUCUUACCAAGAUGACAUUUUUUUGAAACAAGUUAUUGAUAAAGCGGUGAUUGUGACUAAUCAAGAGUUAGAAAAAGAUUUAAUCAUUGACAAUUCCAAUGAAGACUCUACAUUUAUGUGUAGACGUGGUUGUGAUCAAUGGGCAGAAAUAUUCACUGAAGAAUUCGAUUUCAGAGAAUGGCAUGAUUCUUUCAAAACAGACCCUACUCAAGCCCUCAAGCUUAUCAAUUCACAAACUAUUCCUAAAGCAUAUAAAGAACCUAAGGCGAGCCCCCAGAAGAAAGUUAAACAGGAACCUUCAACCCCCAGUAAAAAAAGAAUCAGCAAAACAAUGACACCUUCGAAAGUUCAAAUAGAACUCCAGAAAGCAAAAGAAGAGAAUGACCACGAUAGCGGUGAUGGUGAUGAGAAAAGUCCCGGUGUUCAAGAUGAUUCAGACGAAGAUGCGGAAUUGGAUGAAGAAGACUCAGAUGAAGAAGAUUCGGAAGCUGGAGAUUCGGACUUGGAUGAGACAGAUGAUGAUGAAUUCGGUUCUAAUCUGAAAGGCAAAAAGAGAACCAAAAAAACUCAAAAGCAAAAAACUCCAGCGAAACGAAAACGUCAAGCCAAACCAUUAACUUCUACCAAUAAUUCACCUGUUAAAAUACCUAAAAUUGGUAAGAGAAGAGUUGUAGUAAAGCCAGAUGUUUCCAAACUUAACUUACCUACCUUAUCACCAAGAAAACCAAAACAAGUAGCUAAAACUCUUCUGGUUGAUCCUUCUUCUGAAAGUUUUAAACAAGUGAGAGCAAGACUUCACGCGUCUACAAGAUUGGCCGAACUUCCAUGUCGUACCGAUGAAUUCACAGCAAUUUAUGUUAAUCUAGAGAAUGCAAUUAGCGAAGGAACUGGGUGUUGCGUCUACAUAAGUGGUACUCCAGGGGUUGGUAAAACCGCUACUAUAAGAGAAGUUAUUGAACAAUUAAAUGAUGCAAAGAAAGAAGAUAUAACAGGUAAUUUUGAUUUUGACUUUCUCGAAAUCAAUGGUUUAAAACUAUUAACACCAAGUGUUGCAUAUGAAAAGCUUUAUGAAAAAAUUAGUGGACUAAAAGUUAGUGCUUCAAAUGCAGCUCUACUUCUCGAGGAACAUUUCAAAAAUGAAGAAGAAGAAAGAAAGCCUCUUGUCGUUCUCAUGGACGAAUUGGAUCAAAUCGUCACUGCCAGACAGAACGUGAUGUAUAAUUUUUUCAAUUGGCCCACAUAUGCUAAUUCCAAAUUAAUUGUAAUUGCAGUGGCCAACACCAUGGACUUGCCUGAAAGAGUUUUGUCAAAUAAAAUUUCUUCGAGAUUAGGGCUCAGAAGAAUUCAAUUUGUUCCCUAUAAUGUUGAUGAAUUAGCAAUCAUCAUUAGAAAUAGAUUAGUUCAUUUUACAAAACAAUCAAGAAAAAGGGUAGUGUUUGAUGAACCAGCCAUUGAAUUUGCUUCGAAAAAGGUCGGUAUAAUUGUUGGGGAUGUCAGAAAAGCCCUCAUGGUUUGUCGUAGAGCAGUUGAAAUGGUUGAACAGGCUUAUGUAAAAUUCAAGCAAGAAGAUAGUGAGUCAAACAAUGGUGCAAAAUUUGAAUUGGAAGAUAAAGAAUUAGAAGAACAAAGUCUUGAAAAUAAUCUCUUAAAAAUUGAAAAUGGUAAAAUCGUCGUCAGAAUGAGAGAUAUAGCAAGAGCCUUCAAUGAAUCAAAUAAUUCACCCGCACGUAUUUUUAUCAGAACUUUACCCUUUGCAUCAAAACUAGUAUUAGCAAGCUUGUUGUUGAGAAUGAAAAGAUCCGGUUUGGCAGAUAAUAGUCUAGGUGAUAUCAUCGAUGAAAUGAAAAAUUCUUUAGCCAUGCUAACGUCAAAAGAAAGCAGUGAGCUACUUUCAAAAGCCGACUCAAAAGCUUCUUUAAUGACCGUUCUUUAUGGCAAUUUCUAUAAUUUGUCUAAUGGGUUGCAAAAAAAUAAGAUAAGGAUUGCAAAUUUCAGACACAUUGUUACAGAAUUGGUUGAAAACGGUAUUUUGAUUGAACAAAAUGUUCGAAGUGAAAGACACAGGCUUGUUAGUCUUAACGUUACCAGAACAGAAGUGGCAAGUGUCUUGAAGGAAGAUACGAUUGUCAAGGAGAUUGUAAAAUCAUUAGAUCAAGAAUGAUCGAGACAUUUCAUUGAAAUGCGAC